AUGAAAACGAAUGUGAAAUUGUUGGUAUUUCUAGUGUUAUUCAGUUCUCUAGUGGCGUUAACAUCAUCUCAAAGUCGUUACCGCAAUCAGCGUGCCUCAUCAAAUCGUAACAGAUCCUCGAACCGUAAUCGAGCCAACAAUGAACCAGUUGAGCAAGGCAGAACUUUGGGUCUUAUACGACCUCUAUUGGGUCUUGGUCUAAGUACCAUUACAAGGCCAUUUUCACCGUUUGGGUUUGAUGCACCCAUUGCAGCAGCUGAUCCCUACAGACCGUCCUCAACAUCUGGAGGAGCACAAUCAGACAACUAUGGUGGAUACGGCGGCUAUGGCGGAUACGGUGGCUAUGGCGGCUACGGUGGCUAUACACCCAGCUAUUAUGGUGGAUUUAAUUUGUUUGGUGGUUAUCCAGCAUACAGACCAAAUUAUGGUGGUUAUCCUCAACCUUUCUAUGGCGGUUAUAGACCUAGACCUCAAGUCUAUCCCAGUAAUUAUGGCGGCUAUAACCAAUACAAUGGCUAUGGUGGUCAACAACGACCUCUUUAUAGUAACUCCCGACCCAGCCCAAUUGCUCAGCGUCCUAACGUGGGUCAACAACAACAACCAGGCCUUAAUAGUUUGAGUGCCAUAUCUAAUCCUUCUUCAACCCCACCAGCGGCUGGCAGUGGCUCUGCAAAUCCUCAAGCAGCCCAAGUAGCCAACUUAUUGGGACAACUUUUGGGCCAGCAAUUACGUCCACUUUUAAAUCAGGGCGCUGCAUCCCCGGCUCACGAUGUUCCUGGCGUAGCACCGAGUAGUUUGGAAGACAAAAGUUAUAGAAGCCGCAAUUAUUAUGGUUAA
Molecule: messenger RNA, 837 nt
Organism: Calliphora vicina (urban bluebottle blowfly)
Lineage: Eukaryota; Metazoa; Arthropoda; Insecta; Diptera; Calliphoridae
Exons: 1
Coding region: 1-837 (278 amino acids)
Source: RefSeq, a predicted model, not a curated record